UAGCGAACAAGUAAACAGUAGUAUAGAAGAUACAGCUGAUACAGAAUCUGAGAUGAACUGUGUCUGGGAGAAGAUAGCUACAGGAAUAAUAUGCGCAGCUAAUAAGAAUAUUCCUAGAAAAAAGGUUUCUAAAAUAAUCAAUGCAAAAAGAGGAAACAAGUUUAAAAAAUCUUGUUUGCACGAAGAUAUGAUUAGGCUUAGCAAACUAGUGAGAAGUCUAAAGAAAAAAAUUGGUCUGAGAAUCGGGAUAGAUGACAGAGACGAGAUUAACAUGUUAACGGAAGAAUUUAACCUUAAACAUGAAACAAAAAAUCCCACAAACAACAUCAUACAUAGAUGA
Messenger RNA from Dentiscutata heterogama, 340 nucleotides. NCBI's taxonomy places the organism in Eukaryota, Fungi, Glomeromycota, Glomeromycetes, Diversisporales, Gigasporaceae. The record is from the annotation of a GenBank genome assembly.